CAAACUCGGGGGUUUAAAGUUUCACUUCCGGUGUCCGUGGGAGCGAGGAUAUAUAAAACCCUUUUUAAAUAUGUGAAUUAAGAACAAAUUUGGAUGUUGUUGUAUUGACAUGUGUUGAUUUAAGUGACGCUGUUUAAAAAAAUAACUUUUCUAUAACCCUGGCAAACCCGUCACCACGGUAACAGCAGUUUGUGUCGAGCAGCAGCAACACAGACAGAUGAGCUCUUUAUCUCUUAUUUUGUUUAUGUUAUUUGAGGGUAAUUUAGUAAACGAAGCAAUAUAUUUUACUCCACAACUUUUCAAUUGGUCAUUUGACAGAAAUUACCAGGUUUACACCGCGUUUCCUGUCGGUGCUGAUCCAGAGAGAGAGAGAGAGAGAGAGAGAGAGAGAGAGAGAGAGAGGGAGACCUGCCAGCUGAGAGAAAGAACCACAGAUGUCUGGGGAAGAGGUGAUCAAGGUUUCCUUCAUCUUUCCAAAUGGAGACAGAUAUGAGGGGGAGUCCUUCAAGUCUGCCUCCGGAGUAAUGGUGAGAACUGGUGUUGGUAAACAGACCACAGCAAAUUGGAUUGUAUACACUGGAGAGUGGCAUGAGGACAAGAUGCACGGCAGAGGGACCCUGCAGUUUCCCUCUGGAGUCAUGUACGAAGGAGAAUUCAAAGACAACAUGUUCCACGGCACGGGGACAUAUACUUUCACAGAUGGCUCCACUUACAAAGGUCAAUUUCACAAGAACAGGUUGAAGGGAGAUGGAGCUUUCACUAACACACAAGGCCUGGUUUGGACAGGAGAGUUUCACGUCAAAGCAGCUCUGGGCCUGAUGAUGCACCACAAUGUUUAGGCAAGAGCCCAACAUUAUCGUUCUGCUGUGUACAAAAUAUUGUACAAUAAUUUAUAUUGUGAAUCAGAAAAUAUUUUUUCCAUGUAGGAAUUAUAUUCUACAGAUUUGUGAAUUAAAUACUGACUGAUGAUCACA
Molecule: messenger RNA, 974 nt
Organism: Hippoglossus stenolepis (Pacific halibut)
Lineage: Eukaryota; Metazoa; Chordata; Actinopteri; Pleuronectiformes; Pleuronectidae
Gene: morn2
Product: MORN repeat containing 2
Exons: 5
Coding region: 435-839 (134 amino acids)
Source: RefSeq, a predicted model, not a curated record